Molecule: messenger RNA, 1683 nt
Organism: Pediculus humanus corporis (human body louse)
Lineage: Eukaryota; Metazoa; Arthropoda; Insecta; Psocodea; Pediculidae
Product: Bardet-Biedl syndrome 1 protein, putative
Exons: 8
Coding region: 1-1683 (560 amino acids)
Biological process (GO): non-motile cilium assembly; protein localization to cilium
Cellular component (GO): BBSome; axoneme; centrosome
Molecular function (GO): smoothened binding; patched binding
Source: RefSeq, a predicted model, not a curated record
AUGUCUUUGGCAGACCUCCAAGGAAGUGGAGAUUACAUGCUUAUAUUAGCUGACAUAGGAACUGGUACAUCUAACAUAAAAUUAAAGGUAUUUAAAGGUAUAUCAUUGAUGAGUGAAAAUACACUUAUGGAAAUUCCUACAGCCCUAGUUUCAUUUUAUCAUGAUCAUCAAGAUCAAAAAAUUCCAUCGAUAGCACUUGCCUCUGGUUCGAGUAUAUAUAUUUAUAGAAAUAUGAAACCAUAUUUCAAAUUUUCUUUACCUGACUUGCAACUUAAUCAUCUGGAAGUUGACCUUUGGAUGCAGGUAAAAAAUGAAGGUAUAAGCCCCAUUGUUCUACACAAUAUGUUAGAUACCAUUAAAAAUGAAAUUGGAUUCUCAAAUUUAAGCUACCAAUCACAAAAAUUACUUAUGAUACCUAUCAAAAAUGAAGAAGAAUUACUUGAAGCAGUUAAAACUUAUGCUGGUCAAACUAUAAAAAGACAAACUGUUAUAACAUGUAUGGAUACUUUAUUUAAAAAUUCAAAUAAUUCGAAUGCUGUUUCCUGUCUUGUGAUUGGAACAGAAAACGGUUGGGUUCAUAUUAUAGACAGCGAAGCUUUUACAAUUUUAGAUUCUUGUACGGAUCAAACAGUACCAGUAGUAAUUAAAACAAUCGGUUUGUUUGAUGUGGACUACAGAAUAGUUAUUUGUAACAGAAAUGGAAAAAUAACAUUAUUGAAACGUGGCUGGACUCAACCAAAGUGCCUUAUUAAUCUAUCAACACAAAUUGUAGAUAUGUCAUUGUUACCUGAUACAGGAAAUAUUUUAUUAGCUUUAAUGGAUUCAUCAUUGGAAUGUUAUUCGAAAAAAGGUAAAAAGUUAUGGAAUAUAAAAUUACCAUCUACAAUUACCGGUUUAUUACCUAUACCAUUAUUACAUCAGGGUUUAACACUAAUUGCUGUUGCUUUGAACGGUGGAAAAAUAAAUUUUUAUAAUGGUAGAGAAUUGGUUGAUACCAUUAUGGCAACGGAUACAAUAGCAGGAAUGGUGUUUGGAAGAUUUGGUCAAGAGGAACAUUGUUUAGUUUUAAUCACAAUCGGAGGUGCUCUUCAAGUUAAAGUUUUAAAAAGAACGGCUCAGUUUUCCCAACAGAGUUCGACGGUACCAUCGAGUACAAAUUUUCAAAAUAUUAAAUUAAACAUUCCUAAAAAGACGAGUUUAUUUUUGGAACAAGCCAAUAGGGAAAUUAAACAAUCAAUACAUAUAUUUCGAUUCAGAUUGGAAACGGCGAGAGAAUUUUACAAUUCAUUAAAUAAAAUUAAUAAUUCAAUAUCGAACGAUAGUAAAUUACCAUUGAAAUUAUCCACGGAGGUAUUCGGAUUAGGCCCGACGUUCAAAAUAAUGCUGACUUUAGAAAACAUGGCGGCUCAGUUACCAUAUAAUGCUGAUGAAUUAUUAUCUAAAACAAUCGGUAUUGUUUUUAAUUUUAACGAUAAAAUAUAUAGAGUGGAAAAACCGUACAUAUCCGUACCUUUUCUCGUACCUGGUUUACAAUAUAAAUUCGAUACAAAAGUUUUUUCAAUCACGGAUACUGGAAUAUCGGAUGAAAUACACGUUUUUGUUUUUUCCCACGAAUCAACCGAACCCAUAUUGUCAGCAAUCGUCAACAUUCCUAUUUGCGAUGUUUUACCAAUAGAAGUUUAA